This is a messenger RNA of Mollisia scopiformis, 2613 nucleotides long. RefSeq lists its product as uncharacterized. Gene Ontology annotation, biological process: regulation of DNA-templated transcription. The coding region runs from base 1 to 2613 and encodes 870 amino acids. Lineage: Eukaryota; Fungi; Ascomycota; Leotiomycetes; Helotiales; Mollisiaceae. Gene Ontology annotation, molecular function: DNA-binding transcription factor activity, RNA polymerase II-specific; zinc ion binding. The transcript is spliced from 2 exons. The record is from RefSeq and is a predicted model, not a curated record.
AUGACACGCUCGACACGUCAACCACUCGACUCAUUUGCUUUCCGCCCGUGCUUACCGCCCCCGAAAUGCCCCCAACUCCCGUCUAAUUUGCUUGCGUUUUGCCCUUUUUCUCCCUCAGUUCCAGGACUCUUUGCUCACACCAUUUGGCUGCGAAACGUAUUCAGUCCUUACAGUCCUUACAACGGAAUUUCUCGCGAAUACAGCAAUGACGGCAUGUCUAAUAUGGCGGAUCUGAGUAUCGAUCCCCAACUACGCCCUCCGCCCACCACUCAGCCUCACGGGGAGCCUGGCCUGUCCGCCCGCGCGGGGGAUACUCCCGAUGCUCAGUCGGAUGGAGAACAGAAUGAUGGCACGAGUAGGAAGAGGCAGAAGCUAAAUUUGUAUAAAUGCAACCAGUGUCGCGUGGCCCGAAAGAAAUGUUUCCCAACAGAUCGUGUCUGGCCGGAGAAGUGUCAACGGUGUCGACAGCACAAACCAGAGCUGGAUUGUUCAGAACCUCAACUGAAUACACGUAAGAGAGGUCCGAAUUUACCAAAGAACACUCCACGAUCGAAAACAAGAUCGUCGUCGGAAAAGCCAGAUGCUCCAAGCAAAGAGAGUGAUGAUGACAGUACCGCCGACGAGGCUCCUCCACGGUCGGAGCGACCUCUUCCCAUCGGAGUACCCAAGAGGAUCAAGCGAGAGCAUAUCGAAACAAUGGAACCUGUCUCUGAGACCCCUCAAGCAAGGCCUGUGGGCAAGACAGACCAACCACCAGCAUCCGUCUUCUUGAAGUUGGGACCAAACAAUUUUCGAUUACUUCGUCUCAAGCCUGGGAAGAGAGAAGAUACAGUCGUCUGCUCCUUCCAAACAGUAUCACUAGACCAACCAGUGGAUUAUGAAGCCAUAUCCUACUUCUGGGGUGGUAGUGAUCUCGGCUGGAAAGAUUCUGUCAGAAUCGAGCUCGAAGAUAUUCACAAGAGAACCCAUGCUGUUUUCAUCAGGAGUAAUCUUUGCAACGCACUCAAGAGCUUACGACACCCUACCGAAGUCAGAAAUUUCUGGGUGGACGCUCUUUGCAUCAAUCGCAGUAAUCAACUAGAGACGAAUCAUCAAGUUGAGAUGAAGCUUCGUAUCUUUCACAACGCCAAGAACCAAUGUUUUUGGUUAGGUGAUGACGAAGUAUUCAAGACAGGACUAACAUUCAUCACGAGAAUCCUCGAUCUUGCCAAGAUUGACGUCCUUGUCCGAGAUCCCAAAUCCAUCGAAGGGUGGAGUGCUUUUGUUGCGUUGCUGAAGAAUGUUGCAUUCAGUCGGUUGUGGAUGGUCCAAGAAGUUACGGUCGCAAAGACAACAUCCUUACAUUGUGGUUCGCAAGGAGUUCUGUAUACCGACUUUGUCGACGCAGUAGCCAUGUUCAUAUCCUGUCGUGAGAAUCUUGUCCGCCUUUUUCGACAGAACGGCAAAGAUUACAGGGAACUCCUCGAUCGGAAGAUUACAGUCACGAAAAGAUUCAUCGACGUCACACAGAACACAUUACGCACACUGAAGCCUGAUAGGCCUGAUCCAGAGAUUGAACGUCGACUCAGUCUUGAAGCGCUGGUCUCGCUACUGACUGAUUUAACCUGCACUGAUCCUCGAGAUAGGAUUUAUUCAGUCCUGGCUCUUGCUAAAGAUGGUCUACCUCCACCAGAAGGUACACUCAUGGAAGGGUCGUAUGUCUUACAGAAUGAUCAGUCACUCAGGAUAGACUACGGAAGGAAUGUUGUAGAUGUCUACCAAGACUUCGUCAUCCAUGUCAUCAAACACUCUCACUCGUUGGACAUUAUUUGUCGAAGAUGGGCUAGUGCCGUAUCGGAAAAACUUCCUACAUGGGUUCGUCCACUUCAAUCAUCACUUCAACUUCCAGGCGAUACCAAAUCAACCGAACGAAUCAACGCCGAUAGUCUUGUUGGUCUGCCACACGAGAAAUGUUACUCUGCAUCUCAAAACAAACCAGCUGCAUGGCAGAGGAAGCUCGAUCCUCUCACGAACUCACUGCUCUCUCUAUCCGUUCAAGGUUUCAAAGUAGACACCAUAACCCAUCUCGGUCCUCGCGCUUCUGAAGGUAUCAUUUUCUACGAAUGGCUCGAGUUAGGUGGUUGCAAACUUACCGAGAAUGGAGAUGAAAUUCCUGACAAGUUCUGGAGGGCUCUAGUUGGUGAUCGAGGACCUCACUGCGCCAAUGCCCCGUCAUGGUAUCAUCGAGCACUUCUCUAUUGUUUAAGUCACAGCACAGGAAAUCCAGACAUCAAUACUAAGAAUCUCAUUGCGGAAUACGAGGCUGAGUCUUCUCUGGUAGUCGAUUUCCUGAGGAGGGUUCAGAGUGUGAUCUGGAAUCGCAAAUUCCUGGUAUGUGCGAAGAAUGAUUGGGUAGGCUUGGCUCCCAUGGCUGCACAGAUCUAUGAUGUAGUUUGCAUUCUUUAUGGAUGUAGUGUACCUGUGUUAUUGAGGCCGAUGCCUAGUCCGAUGAAUGUUGAGUAUUGGAGUGUGGUUGGGGAGUGUUAUGUUCAUGGGAUCAUGGAUGGUGAGGCUGUUAGGGAAUCGACUGAUCCUUCGAGUAUGGAUCGUGAUGAGUACUUUGAGUUGAGAUGA